Messenger RNA from Dryobates pubescens (Downy woodpecker), 458 nucleotides. It is a transcript of the gene TSHB, whose product is annotated as thyroid stimulating hormone subunit beta. The coding region runs from base 1 to 405 and encodes 134 amino acids. Gene Ontology annotation, cellular component: cytoplasm; extracellular region. The record is from RefSeq and is a predicted model, not a curated record. Gene Ontology annotation, biological process: G protein-coupled receptor signaling pathway. Gene Ontology annotation, molecular function: hormone activity. The transcript has 2 exons. Lineage: Eukaryota; Metazoa; Chordata; Aves; Piciformes; Picidae.
AUGAAUCUCUUCCUUGUGAUGUCUCUUCUCUUUGGCUUGUUUUUUGGCCAAACAGCAUCACUGUGUGCUCCUUCGGAGUAUACAAUCCAUGUGGAGAAAAGGGAAUGUGCCUACUGCCUGGCCAUCAACACGACCAUCUGCGCUGGAUUUUGCAUGACUCGGGACAGCAAUGGCAAGAAGCUGCUACUCAAAAGUGCUCUGUCUCAGAACGUGUGCACAUACAAAGAGAUGUUGUAUCAAACAGCAUUGAUUCCAGGCUGUCCUCGUCACACCAUCCCUUACUAUUCCUACCCUGUAGCUGUGAGCUGCAAGUGUGGUAAAUGUAACACCGAUUACAGUGACUGUGUUCAUGAGAAGGUUAGGACAAACUAUUGCACUAAACCACAGAAGCUGUGUAACAUGUAAGCUUCCAACACAAUGUGGUCAAAAUGUACAUCUCCGCUCACACCUAAACAUAA